Molecule: messenger RNA, 1400 nt
Organism: Helianthus annuus (common sunflower)
Lineage: Eukaryota; Viridiplantae; Streptophyta; Magnoliopsida; Asterales; Asteraceae
Product: interactor of constitutive active ROPs 4
Exons: 3
Coding region: 197-1237 (346 amino acids)
Source: RefSeq, a predicted model, not a curated record
CUCUCUCUCUCUCUCUCUCUCUCUCCAAUCACCCUUCUCCAAAUACUCUCUCUCUCUCUCACACAUAUUCAUUCAUUCACUUUAAUUCAAACUUCAUACUGUUUCUCUCACUUUCUUCAAGGCUUCUUGUUGGCAUUGUUGCUACACUCCCUCCCAAGCAAGUUGAAGAUUCGUUACAAAAAUCAUUAACUUCUAAAUGCCAAGAGCAAGGUCAGAAAUGGCUCCCAGGGUAUCAACCAGAGGCCCGGCUCCUCUCCGAACAUCGAGUUCGGACUCCGAUCCAUUAAACCACCGGAGCCCCAAACUCAGCGAUAGGCGGUCACCAAGAAGCGCUGGUUCAGACCCUCUGAACCAGAAGAAACUCGGGACCCGAAUCGCCGGGUUGGAGACUCAACUCGAACAAGCUCAAGGUGAGCUCAAGAUUCUUAAAGAUCAGUUAGCCUCAGCUGAAGCUGCAAAGAAAGAAGCCCAAAAGGAACUAGAGAAAAGAAGUAGAACCACUAAACCACCCGUUUCAGAACCGGGUCCGGGUCCGGAUCCGGUUCAAGAUACCCGGUUUUCACCGAGUGAGAACCAGGAUUUGAACAAUGAGAUAAGUGAAGAAACUGAUGUUUUUGAAGUUCCAAUUGAAAUGGUGAGUGUGGAAAAAGGUGAUCAGGAUGAGGUCAAAGUCAAAGUCAACGAUUCACCCGAGUUACCGGAAAAGACUCGUGUGGAAGAGGUGAUUGGUGUGAAGAAUGAAGAAAUUAGUGUUUUGAAAAUGAAGAUGGAAGAGAAAGAUAAAAGGUUGGAAGCUUUUAGUCAAGAAAAUGAGAAUCUAAAAAGUCAACUGAGCGAAGCUAUGGUCAAAGAUGAGAAGUUGAACUUGAGGUUGACCCAAAUUGAACAAGAGUUCAAAAAGAGUCAAAAUGAUGGGAUUCAAUUGAAGGAGAAACUGAAGGAAGUUGAAGGGGCAAAAGAGGUGUUAGAAACCGAAAUGAAGAGGUUGAGAGUGCAAACGGAGCAAUGGCGGAAGGCUGCAGAUGCUGCCGCGGCAAUAUUAUCCGGUGGGGCGGAUAUGAACGAUGGGCGGAGGGUGUCGGAGCGGUGUGGUUCAAUGGAGAAGCAUUACGGUGGUGUUUUUGAUGGGUAUGUGGGUUCACCAGGGUUGGGAGAUGAGUUGGAUGAUGGGUUGAAGAGGAAGGGGUCUGGGAUUAGGAUGUUUGGUGAUUUGUGGAAAAAGAAGGGACAAAAAUAGGGUGUUUGUGUUUGUGUUUGUGUUAAUGUUUUUGGACUGGUGGAUUUGUUCUAAAAAUCUAUGUUUUUUUUUCCUGUUGGAGUUCGGAUGUUAUGUGUUGAUGUAGAUUGAUGAUCAUCAUGAUGUUUCAAUGAUCUAGUUAACUAUGUUUUUGUUGGAUCUA